CCGAAACGCAACCAUUAAAAGAUAGCAAGAUUGUGUGGGAUUCUGUACUGCGCAUGCGCGUGGGAAUCCUGGGGUAGGCCCUGCUAUUUGUCCAACUCUAGUUCAAUCCUACACUGCCGUCUCAACCAAAACAAGAAGCUAGAAAAUCUCCCUUCUGGACGGCAAAUAGACAAGAUGUAAUUCACAAACCUCACGAAAAUCCAGCUGUUUCUUCCCAUCAAGAGCUCAUCUAAUAUCUUCCUCUGAAGCGCAUAUCCAAUCAGCCAGAAUCAAAACUUCAGGAUCAGGACCAAAAGUUCCUCUAAUUCACAAAUCAUGAUGGCUUUCCAUUGCCAUUGGAUUUGAGUUUUCUGUUUGGACUUAAAACGCUCAAUGACAACCCACAAGAGCCCCUCUGAAAUGUUCCCAACCUAAAUAAGAUGUUCUGGUGAAGGCGAAUGCUUUGAAGCGAAGUUGCAUCUGAUGAUCCGAGUCACUUGCAUGGGUCUGUUCGUGGGCAAUUGGUGGGGCCGAAUGCUGGAAGACUCGACGCCACAUAGAGGAAGUGGCUUGUGCUAACAUGUGGUACCUCCAGUCUCACACCCGACGGAAAGCACCCACUCCCCACAGGGACCCACAGCGGGAUUUUAAACCUUGAUCUUUAGGUUCUCUCAGAGACCCUAUACACAAAAAACAUCAAUAUACACACAACUUCUAUCUUGCCCACCGACUGCCCUCACCCUAAAUCCGUUGGCAGGCUUCUCUUCCUUCCUUAGAGCAAGCAUGCCUGGAGGUUAAUGUACAAAUGUCUACCUCACGCUUAAAGGUCCUCUCUCUACAACUGCGACCCUGAACACACUACAAAAAUGACCUCCAGCUUAGAUCGGGAUGACAGCAGUAUAUUUGAUGGGUUGAUGGAAGAAGAUGAGAAGGACAAAGCAAAAAGAGUUUCUAGGAACAAGUCUGAGAAGAAGAGGCGAGACCAGUUCAAUGUGCUCAUCAAGGAACUGGGCACCAUGUUGCCGGGCAACACCCGCAAGAUGGACAAGUCUACCAUCCUACAGAAGAGCAUUGACUUUCUGUGCAAGCAUAAAGAAAUUGCUGCACAGUCUGAGUCCAGUGAAAUACGUCAGGACUGGAAGCCGCCCUUUCUUAGCAACGAGGAGUUCACGCAGCUGAUGCUGGAGGCACUAGAUGGCUUCUUUCUGGCCAUCAUGACAGACGGAAACAUAAUCUACGUCUCAGAAAGUGUCACUUCUUUAUUAGAACAUCUGCCUUCGGAUCUUGUCGAUCAGAAUCUGUUGAAUUUUCUUCCCUUGGGUGAGCACUCUGAGGUGUAUAAAGCCCUGUCUACACACAUACUGGAGGGAGAGACCCUCACACCAGACUACCUAAAGACAAAAAACCAGUUAGAGUUCUGCUGCCACAUGCUCCGGGGGACGAUCAACCCCAAAGAGCCACCCGUUUAUGAGUAUGUCAAGUUCAUCGGAAACUUUAAGUCCCUCAACACUGUGCCUAACUCAACACGAAAUGGCUUUGAGGGAGUGAUCCAGCGAUCUAUGAGGUCUGCGUUCGAAGACCGAGUGUGUUUCAUAGCAACUGUGAGGUUAGCCAAACCUCAGUUUAUCAAGGAAAUGUGUACUGUGGAGGAGCCCAAUGAGGAAUUCACCUCCAGACACAGUUUAGAAUGGAAAUUCCUCUUCUUGGACCACAGGGCUCCUCCCAUCAUAGGUUACCUUCCCUUUGAAGUCCUGGGUACAUCAGGGUAUGACUACUACCACGUGGAUGACCUGGAGACCCUGGCCAAAUGCCAUGAACACUUGAUGCAGUAUGGUAAGGGGAAAUCGUGCUAUUACCGCUUCCUAACAAAGGGUCAACAGUGGAUCUGGCUUCAGACUCACUACUACAUCACCUAUCAUCAGUGGAACUCGCGGCCAGAGUUCAUCGUCUGCACACACACUGUGGUCAGUUAUGCUGAAGUAAGGGCGGAACAGCGCAGGGAGCUGGGUAUUGAGGAGUCGCCACCUGAGAUCUCAGCAGACAAGUCUCAAGACUCGGGCUCCGAGUCUCAGUUGAACACCUCCAGCCUAAAGGAGGCGCUGGAGCGCUUCGAUCACAGCCGCACACCUUCUGCCUCCUCACGAAGCUCCCGCAAGUCCUCCUCACACACCGCUGUCUCUGACCCCACGUCCACACAGACAAAGCUGCAGACAGACCAUAGCACACUGCCCCGCCAAUCAGUGUCCGCCAUUGAGAUGACAUCACAGCGGAGGUCCUCCAUUAGCAGUCAGUCAAUGAGCUCUCAAAACACAGGACAUACAAUGGCCACAUCUCUGGUGUCUCAGCCUCAGCAGCCACAGCAACUGCAGCCCACUGUGCAGCCGGUGCUGCAGUUUUCAACGCAGAUGGAUGCAAUGCAACAUCUCAAAGAUCAGCUGGAACAGCGCACACGCAUGAUUGAGGCCAACAUCCAGAGACAACAAGAAGAAUUGCGGCAAAUCCAGGAAGAGCUGCAGAAGGUGCAGGGACAGGGCCUACAGAUGUUCCUGCAGCCAGGAGGAGGUGGUCUCAACCUCGGCUCAGUACAGUUGACGCAGGGGUCAUCCGUGCAGCCAGGGGGCACUCUGUCCAUGCAGGGGGCAGUGGUGUCAGCAGGGAGUCUGCAGAGUGGCCUGCAAUCCACACAUACAGGGACACAGCACACUGUCACACAGCAUCCGCAGCAGGCACCACCACAGCAACAAAACCUUCUCAGAGAUCAGAGCUCCACCCUAACACAGCAGUAUCAGAGGCCGUCUCACACGUUGCAGUCACCUCAGGGAGCACUGCCUGCAUCUCUGUAUAACACCAUGAUGAUCUCUCAGCCGACACAGGCCAACGUAGUGCAGAUCGCCACAAGCCUGGCCCAGAACAGCAGCUCCAGCGGAGCCGCAGUUGGCACAUUCUCACACGACCGGCAGAUACGGUUCCCCAGUGCCCCACAGCUACUCACUAAGCUAGUAACCGGUCCAAUGGCAUGCAGUGCAGUUAUGGUGCCUACCACCAUGUUCAUGGGGCAGGUGGUGACUGCUUUUGCACCACAGCAGGGCCAAGCUCAAACAAUCAGCAUCACCCAGCAGCCAUCUGCGCAGACACAGGAGCAGCAGGCCCAGAUGCAGUCACAGACAGCUACAGGAACAGCCCAACAGCAAGGCCAGGCCCAGGCUCAGCUUGCCCAGCAGCAAACACAAUUCCUACAGGCACCUCGUCUUUUACACAACAACCAGUCUGCUCAGCUCAUCCUUCAGGCAGCAUUUCCUCUGCCGCAGCAAGGCACAUUUGCAACCACAACACAACAACAGCAGCAACUGCAACAACAGCAGCAACAGCUACAGCAACACCAUCAACAACAGCAGCAGCUGCAACAGCAUCAGCAACAGCUGCAGCAGCAGCAUCAACAACAGCAGCAGCUGCAGCAGCAUCAACAACAGCAGCUGCAGCAGCAACAUCAACAACAGCAGCUCCAGCAACUGGCAGCUCAUAGGUCAGACAGCAUGUCAGGCCGCUCCAACGCACCGCCGCAGUAACUGGGCAGUGACUGUUCACAGGGCAGCAGGGACCGAACCAAAUUUCCACUGAGCAGUCUAGCAGCCUGGUGGAAAGAGGUUGUUUGAAGCUGUAUGAAAACAAUAGCAGUAUUUGUACUGUACCCUCUCAAAUAAGCUUCCCUUCCACUACGUGUAGGCUCAGGUGGAGGGCAAGACCUAAAAGGGCAUUGUUGUCCACCCUUUGCCCUCUCCGACCUAUGUUUUGAUCAAUGGCUGCUUGCACUGAAUUCUGGAAGAGGUCCAACCACAAAACACAGAAUUUUCUUCUGGCUGGUGGGAGAGCAGAGGCCUGUCACCACCACAGGGGGAGAAGGUUUCCACCCUAUCCUUUAUUGUGUCUGUUCGUCUUGUACACCCAAUGUGUGCUGUUGUCGUCCUUUCACAGGUUUAAUUUAUGCAGAACGCUCUGGUUCACGAGCUGGAGCAAGUGCUUCAAGACUUCAAAGAAGUCCUCCAGGACAAACAGCGCCUCUUUCUCUCUGUCUCUCUCUUUUUCUUUCUCUCUUUUUCCUCUCUUGCUCUUUCCUUCUCAUUUUACUUGUCAAAGUAAUUAUGGGUCAGAAAAUAUUUUUAAGAAUGUCAUGUGGAUUCAACUUUUAUUGCACAGUUCACCUGUAAAAUAAUGUGUAAAUAUAUGGACAAAAGGAAAGAGAAACUAAUAUUUUAUAUGAUGCAUGAGAUGAAAAGCGUAGUCUGUUAUUUGUAGCUUUGAAUAUACUUUUUUUCUAAUAUUCAAAGGAAAAAAAGCAAACUUAAUACACAUGAUGGCUGAUCUCUUUACAGACUUUCAUUUUUCCAGUGGGAUGGGGGUAAGUGUGUGUAUGUGCUUGCGCACAUGUGUUUGUUUGUAUGUAUGUGUGCCUGCCAAGCAGGCAGUGCUGGAUCCAGUUUGUGUCACAGUUGGUUUAAAAACUGCCUUCGUAUUUUAGUAAAACUGUUAUAUAUUACAGGCAAACUUUAAAUAUUUUGCUUUGUGUUAUGCAGUGACACCUUAGUAAUUGCAAAAAUAUAGAUCCACAUAUUUGGAGAGAUGUUUUACCUUUGUAAAUACUUAAAAGAGAAGGCUUUGGAUAGGAUAUAGUACAUUACGCAGAUAGACAAAAAUAUAAAAAUGGUGCUUCGACUGUUGCAUUGUGCGGUUGUGCACCGCCGCCUCACUCAUUACAGAUUUUGAAGGCUGUAAAUGGCCUAAUGGCAUUUGCUAUUAUGUACCCAUGUGUUUUACUUAAAAAUGAAAGCAGGAUUAUGAAGAUGAGAAAUAUAUUCACAUAGUGUGUAACUAUCUUAAAUGAUACAGGUACAAUUUACUUAGGGCUAAGCUAUAGUUUUCUCUAGUUUUAAAAUUGUUUACAGUAUGGUUGUUUACACUGUUGUACAGUGUUUUAGGGUAUGAUUUUACUAGGUAGGUAGCUAAGAAAAAAAAGAUAGAAAUAUAAUUUCACAGAACCAAACCUAAUUGUCAUUUAGAGAAGUUUGCACAGCUUUAAUGCAGGAAUAUAUUCACUUGCCUUUUUUCCUGCUUGUUGGCUCUGAACGAACAAUGGCAUUUCAGUUACAUUGCAGUUAAAUGCAACUCCCAUGAUUUUGCAACUAGUCUUUCAGACAAUUCUGGUAACGCAGAAAUGUAUAGGCUAAGUAAUGUACCUCUGUAACACUGACAUGUACAGUAUGUAGCUGCAGGAACAUCAUAGCAACUUCGAAUCUAUCCCAUAGGAGAAGAUGGUAAACUGGCAUUCGGUUGGUGUUUUAGGUCUACCAAAGUGUAGAGCUAUAACACAGAGGCAAAUGAUCAACUCUAGCUCUCUUUAUCCAAAGCACAAGCUUUAGCUUUUUUCUAAAUGAAAACCCCAAUGUUGACAAUCUAAAUCUAAAUUAAUUUGCUUGUUGUAGUAUUAAAAUUUCAGAUAUGCCAGAUUUACAGUAGAUUCAUCUAAUAUUUCAUAUUUAAACUCUGAUUCUACAUAAAUUUCCAUAUCCCAAAGUCAUAAAGUCUUUUUUCAGCUGCACAAUUAAGCGGUUUCCAUAUGAUUCUUGUCAAUGCGUCAACACUGCUCUGUGCCAGCGUAAAACACCGGUUUGAUCUCCAGAUGAACUGGCUGCAGAGAACCUCUCAUUUUGAUUUUAGCAAUGAUAUUGCCCAAGGACAGCUAGAUCACCUAAAUUGUCCGAAAAUCAAUGGCUGAUGCUUCGAAAGGUCUGUGCUCACUCUAUAGAGUUCAGUGGAUUUAGCAGCGGUAAAGCGAGUCAUGUGAAAGCACCUUUAGACAUCAUGAAUGUUCAAAUUAAAGAGUAAAAAUGUUCUGUAGGGACCUGUACCUGUUAGAAAGCUAACAGUUCAAAACUAAGAUUUGUAUUAUUAAAGGAAUCUUUUUACUCAUGAAAAAAGCUCAAACACUAUAUUUUUAGCUUCUAAUAUAAAAGAAAGUCACUUUCAUUAGCACUUUUGGAUGACAGGUAUUUGCUGAUAAAUUGUUCUUGUCAGGAGAUCAUGUUAUACAUUUUUAUUAUUCUAUCUUAUUGUCAGAGGUUAGUGUGCUAAUGAGCAAUAUUGCUUAUUCAGGAUAGAAAAAGUAGCCAGAUUCUGUUAAUUAUAAUGUUAAUUAUAUCAGACCUCAGUAUGUUAUAGUGCUAGUUAGAAUGUUUGGUUUGCUCGGGAUAUUUAAGCCAACAACCCCAGAGUGCUGGUCUAAUCAUAGUUCAUACUGCAGUAUACACCCAAUAACAGAGUAUCCCAAGUUAUCUUUGAUAAUGCAGUAUGUAAUCAAAAUCUGCACCACCAGGUUACGCAUACUCGAUCAGUCAGUUAGUCCUACAGUAUAUGACAGUCAUUAAAGGGGUAGUUCACCCAAAAAUGAAAAUUCUCUCAUCAUUUACUUUUUCAGCAGGACACAAAAAUUUCUAGAAGAAUAUUUCAGCUCUGUAGGCCCAUACAAUGCAAGUGAAUUGCGGCCAUAACAUUGAAGCUCCAAACAUCACAUCAAGGCAGCAUAAAAGUAAUCUAAACAACUCCAGAGGUUAAAUCUAUAUCUUUAGAAGUGAUAUGAUAGGUGUGGGUGAGAAACAGAUCAAUAUUGAAAUCCUUUUUUACUAGCAAUUUCCACUUUCACAUUCUUCUUCUUUUGUUUUUGGCGAUUUGAAUUCUUCAUGCAUAUCGCCACCUAAUGGGUGGGGAGGAGAAUUUAUAGCAAAAAAAAAGACUUAAAUAUUGACUUGUUUCUCACCCACACCUAUCAUAUCACUUCUGAAGAUAUAGAUUUAACCACUUGAGUCGUAUGGAUUGUUUUUAAAUGCUUUAUGGACCGUCAAAAUUUUUGUGAGGACCUACAGAGCUGAGAUUUUCUUCUAUCAAAUCUUUGUGUUCUGCAGAACAAAAAAUGUCAUUCACAUCUGGUAUGGCAUGAAGGUGAGUUAAUGAUGAGAGAAUAUUCAUUUUUGGGUAAACUAUCCCUUUAAUGUGUUAUACAUGGUUUCCGUAGUCACCAGUUUUGCCAUAGAAUUGUCUUUUACUAAAAUAGAUGGCUUUACAUUUCAGCGCUAAUGAAAUCUCUUCUCUUUAAUAUGGAAUGUCUGUGUUAUCAAGUUUCUUUAAUACGGCCCCAAGGUGCACAUUCUUAACCAUUUAACACUUAAUAAACAAAGCAUAAUUUAAAGAGGGAUAUAUACAAAAUAUAGAUUUUAUUUUUCUACAGCAAAGUCAGAACAGAGAAUAUAUGCAGAUAGGCUAUACUUGAUGUAUAAAACACCGGUUAUAAACACCUUUUGCUAAGAAAGGGAACCAAUAAUAAAGCUUACUCCAUAUUGUAACCUCAGAUGAAGGAUUUAAACAAACUGUGACACUGCAGGACCAGUUGAACUUUCUCCCCACAAUGCAGUUGGAUUCUGGAAGUGGUUAUUUUAGGGUCUUUGCCUGUUUGUAAGAGAUUGCUCCAGGCUCCUGCUUAUGUUCUUGAGUAUUUGAUGGUAAUACAUAAAAAAGUCUUGAUUAAAAGGUAUAGGAUACAUGCAAAUUCAGGCAGGGUCUAGAAUGACGUUAACCUUUGAUGCAUAACACAUUCUGACUUAGUCACAAACUGGCAUCAGAUGUCGCAGUUGACACAUGAGGAUGUUUUAGAGUUCAAGGGGUGGCGUUUGUUCCUCCACUGAUUUUUAUUUUCAGCCCCAAUAAGAUAAUGGUGAAAUACCAUGGCUUCCUCAGGUUGGUUCAGAAUCCUCAAAACUCACAUCAGUUGUAUCUCUCCUCUCUCUAUUGCUCUAUUUCAUCUUGUGAUAGUAACCUCUUCAGUAAAACGCUUUCUUCUGCAUCUACCAAGAAACACAAAAACAGCUGUUUCCCCUCCUGCAAAAUAUAGGUACCAUUGAAUAUGAUGUACCCCAGAAUGGUUUUUGGUGCUCAGUGCAACUUCAACAUGUCAGUUGGUAUUUAGUGAUUUAUCCAAAGAGCGAGAAGGAAAGAUUGAGAAUAAUUUAAAUCCUGUUGAAUUUGUUGUUUUUGUUUGAAAAACUUUAAUACUCAUCUUAAAGAUGCCCAAUGGAAAAGGAGGUGGUGAACCAUGUUAAAUGUUCUGUAGUUCUGAUGUACGCACUAGAAGUUCUGAAUGUCUAUCAGUGUUCUCUCUUGCUAUCAUUUAAUCUUUGUAUGUUUGACGUUAUUUGCUGAGCACUUAUGUUUGGCUCAUGAAAAUGAUCUGGUCAGUACACAUUAAUGGGGAAAAAAAGCUAAUAAUUUAAAUACACCUAUAAAUAGGUUUUAACUUACAAGUUGAUAGGUUUCACAAGACAAAUUCAGAGGCCUAUGGGGCUACCAGGGCACAGCUCUGUUUUCUUAAACUUACACUUAAAAAAAAAAAAAAAAAAAAAAAUCUGUAACAAAAGGAAAAAAAUGUGUGCUGUAUGGGGUUCAUUUUGUGAGCUAGGCAGUUCUUACAUUAACAAAUAAUGGAACCUUUUUAAACAAAGUUCCAUUUACUCCCCUUAUUCAAUUUUGAAAAUAAACUUAUUUAAAAAAUAAAAAAA
Messenger RNA from Myxocyprinus asiaticus (Chinese sucker), 8579 nucleotides. RefSeq names its product circadian locomoter output cycles protein kaput-like. Gene Ontology annotation, molecular function: protein dimerization activity; DNA-binding transcription factor activity, RNA polymerase II-specific; E-box binding. Gene Ontology annotation, cellular component: cytoplasm; nucleus; CLOCK-BMAL transcription complex. Gene Ontology annotation, biological process: regulation of transcription by RNA polymerase II; circadian regulation of gene expression. The record is from RefSeq and is a predicted model, not a curated record. Lineage: Eukaryota; Metazoa; Chordata; Actinopteri; Cypriniformes; Catostomidae. Bases 846 to 3545 code for a protein of 899 amino acids. The transcript has 26 exons.